AUGCUUCAGCUCCUUGCUCUUGUGGCCUUCGGCGCUGUGCGUGCCGAGCUUGGCGAGCUUGCGGCGGAUGACGAGUGCACUACUGACGGCUGCGCGCUUUCAGCACUUCACCUCCGCAGCUCCAAGCGCAGCGAAAUGACGGCCCAGGAGGAAUCUGCCGUCGACACGGGGUGCCAUGACAUUCGGGAAGGAGAGGGCGGUGCAUGCUGGGAGGCCAUCAUGUGGGGCAAGAAUGUUGGCAUGCCGCAGCAUCCGGAUUGGUAUCCGGGGAUGACAGAGGACUCCCCUCUGUCAGAGUGGCAGUUCAAGGCAUGGAACACAACGCAUCCCAAGUGCCCUCGGCCCUGCAGUGUGCCUGCGCCCGGCGGAUGCGUGAACGUCCCGGCCCCUAAGCUCUGGAAGCCAGCGGCGGCCGGGGGCAACCUUGAGAUCAAGGUUUUGUCCUACAACCUCUUCUGGUGGCACCUCUUCAAGGUGGAGGGUGGACGAGGCGACAGCGCUGGACACUUGAUCCAGAAUACGGCCAGUCCGCCCUACGAUGUUAUGGGCUUCCAGGAGUGCGAGGAUCCGGUGCGGGUGCUCGGCCACGUGGGUUUAUUGGAGCAGUACGAAGCAUUCCAGGGCAAACACGCCAUCUGCGUAGCCUACAGGAAGGCAGCCUGGUCACUGCUGGAGCAUGGUGAGACAGACGUGGCGGAGGAUAUGCGAACCGAGUACUACGGCACUCGUGGCACUCAGUGGCUGAGGUUGCAGCACAAGGGAACCGGUCGAAAGCUGUUCUUUGUGAACCACCAUGGCCCGCUCUCGGUGAACUCCGGUGGCCUUUGCGGUGGCGAGGCCACUGCACACAAGAUCCUGCAUGUGAUGGCCAGGCACGGCCAGGUGGGCGACACUCUGGUCCUUGUUGGAGACUUCAACGCCAACGCGGCAUCGCGGACGGUGCAGGCCAUGUGGCCGCAUCUUCAUCACGUGUACAACUCGCAGUCAUUCGGCGGUGUGGACAACAUCUUUGCCAAUCUGGCGCAUCAGGACGAUGUGGUGGAGACCAAGGACAUUGGGUCUGGUGGCAGUGACCACCACGCCAUCUCGGCCAUCAUCAGUGUGGGGCCGCGACCGCCCAAAGUGCAGGCCGCUGCAGCUCCCAAGGCUCAGAUGAAGUCUCUGGACGCGAACUGCCACACUGCGGCAGAAGGAGAUGGGAAAUGCUGGGAGGAGGUGCACUGGGCAAUGUCCCAGGGUAUCUACGAGCACCCAGAGUGGUAUCAAGGCCUUGAGCCCAGCUCCAGCGUGGCCAAGUUUCAAGCGAAGGUCUACAUGGAAAACCCAGGGAAGUGCCCCCGUCCUUGCGGCAUCCCAAAUUUGCCCAAUGUGGAUGGGCCGACACAGACGGGGCCCAUGAAGGAUGGCUCCAAGUUCUCCGUCGAAGUGCUGGACCGCGCCCAGGGCUCCGACUCCUGUCUGCUGGAGCCACAGACCGAGUACGCGGUCGCUGGGGGCUGGUACCAGAUGAGAAAAGGUAUCCAGGACCCGCGUGUCUGCUGCCAGCUGUGUCAGCAGCAAGGGCAGUGCAAAGCCUG
Molecule: messenger RNA, 1577 nt
Organism: Symbiodinium pilosum
Lineage: Eukaryota; Dinophyceae; Suessiales; Symbiodiniaceae
Source: the annotation of a GenBank genome assembly